CGAUCUUUUUGUUCGGGCGCACUUGGCUUUCGCUACCUAUCACGACAUUCAUUUUAAUGUCUUUGUCAGUGAUACGUCUAUAUCGAAGAUAACGGCAGACGGAAGCCCAACGAAAAAGUUUGACAAAAUAGUGAUGGCUUGAGUUGAGAUUAAGAUCUCUGCAGGGGUAGUUUUGACCCGUGGCGCAUUAGGUUUCAAUGAUGUGAAAGGUUGCUUUGUUUCAACUGAAAACAAAACUGGCUUCCAGAUGCCCAUUUCCUCUUAGAGUAAGUGUAGGCCAAGAGCAAGAUCGAUCUUGCUGUAGAUCAGUUAACGCACUAAGAGAUGGCUGGCUCGGAUAAAGACAGAGGAACAUUCGGCGGUGUUGCGUUGGCCCUUAGUUUUACAGCCAUCAGUAUAUCAAUAGUUUGUCUCUUGCAAGUAUUCUUCCUCUCUGGGCCGAAUGCUCAAUGUAGCUGUCCUCGAAAUGCACGCGAACAGUCCCAUUCGAUUCCACAGGACUUGCGGCUUUUGCGUAAUGCGACAGGUACAGUAAAACGGGCGAGAGGUCCACCAAAGGAUAUCGCAGCUAAAAAGACCCAUAAAGACACUAGCAAAACAGUGAAACAACCACUGGAGGAAAAGCAUGCUCGGAAACGACGAGCUACACAGAACAAGGCUACACAGACAAAUACCAACACGGCUUGGGGAGGAUAUUUGCACAACGCUAUUUUGCGGCUACAGCAGCAAAUGAUCGUAGUGGAGGGAAGGUAAGCGUGAAUCAUACUAUUUUUGUGAUCUCCGACGAAAACAUAUCGCCUGUGAAUUUGUCAUUCCAUUUUUAAUACAAUUAUCGUCUUGAACACAGAUUUUUAGCAACAAAGAGCACAAAGCGAGUAAUCUUUGUUUCUCAGUUACUGGAUCUUUGUGUCCACAUUUUUAAUUAGAUUUUUUUUUGACUUACAUGCCGUAUGUCUUUCCCGAAAUAUAGUAAAAUCAUCAAAUAACGUCAAGCCCUGUCAAGCCUACUGCGUGAUAGCAAGACCCCAUCCCUCCAUGCAGGGAAUAUGAGCCACCUAACUCAAUUAUAAAUGGGUAUCUAUUUUUGUUUUUGGGUAUGUUUCACUUUUAAGUCUGAAAUUCCGUGCAAAAAUCUCUUCCACCCUUUCAUGAAAUAACAAUCCUCCGGCCAGCAAGAGUAUGGUAAGCCACAGGUGACCCAAACUAACGUUUUGAGGAAAGGGUGUAAUGUAAUCUGAUUACAUGUUAUUGGUGAUGCGUGACUUUUGUGCUGACGCACUGGUGUCGCGUGUCGUUGUCGCGUUACAGGCGACCGGAGACUUAAUAUGUAGUACCCGUAUGAGAAAUAAAUACUGAGAUCUGCGUGAGCUAAAUAACGUUAAUUCCAAACUUUUUCUUCAAUGAAAUGAAUACAAAAGACUUACCUGUGAUGUAUUCCACUGUAUUUUUGUGUCUGUUCUUCGUCUUACUUUUUUUUUUUUGGCUUUAUUGCUAACCACUGUUACACCCUUCAAAAGACGAAGUCAAGGCAGCCUGGUCAUUCGAUCUGGCAGGGUCCUGGACCAGUCGCAACAAGAAUGCUGUUUUCGCCGAAUUUCGAAUCCGCUACAAAUUUUUUCAGCUUCAGCCCAAGAAGGAAACCUCUUCUUCCUCUCUGGGAGAUCGGCUCGAAAAAAGCUUUAUAAUUUCCCCUUCAAUUCAGGCUACGUUGCGCCUACCAACAAUUUGCAUUUUCGCUUAUUGAAAACUAACCUGUUUUCUCACCAUCUGUCUAAGUGCAACUUUAUCCUAAAUUUUCACUUUCAGCGGUUUUCUUUAUUAUCUCUAAAACGGCUCGACAGAAAUGUUUUUAAAUCUCACGACAUAGACUAUUCACAGUCGUCUAUUUUUCCGUAAGAUCAUCGAGAUCGAUAGCUUUGCGUUACGGGCUACCCAUCUUGCAUGAGUGUCAAAACUACCUAGGGGGCGGGGGCGGUUUGGGAGAAAGCCCUUCCCCCCCCCGCCAGCCAUAAUCCCCGACGCCCGCCCCCUCGGUACAUUUUAAAAUCAAGAUAGCCAUUACGGUAAGAAGACGCGGUAUAUCUAAACGAUCUCACGAAAAAAUAGGGGACUGUGAACAGUCUACUCACGACAUAAUCUUCAUGAUGUACAUAACAAUGUCUGAAACUUUCGUUAAGAUUGGUUCUCUGUAACAUAGCUUAACAUCUUGAAAUUUUAAGAGAAACCUAGCCUACGAACCGGCUAAAAAUCCUCGUUACAGCAUUCACUCUCGGUUUUGGCGUGAUGCUAAUUUUUCCAAAUUGAUGCCCAUCCUACAUUUUAGUAUGAGUUUUAUUGCAUAAUUAUUUUGAAUGUGAAACAUUGACAACAUUCACAUUGAAAUGUACUAGCCAUAGAGGUAUGUAUGGUGGGUAUUAAUUUGGAAAAAUUAGCAUAACGCCAAAACAGUGAGUUUUGAAACACCGAUUUUUGGCCGGUUUUUGGGCUAGGUUCGUCUUGAAGGUGUUAUAGUAAAUCAAUCUUAAUGAAAGUUUCAGUUUAUUAUAUACAUCAUGAAGAUUAUGUGAUGAGGAUGAGAUUUAAAAAGAAUUCUGUCGAGUCGUUCUAGUGAUAUUCAGAAAAACGCUAAAACAAUGCUAAAAGUCAAAAUUUAGAGUAAAGUUGCACUUAGACAGAUGGUGAGAAAACAGGAUAGUUUUCACGAUCGCAAGAACUGCGGAUAAUACACUAAAUUUCCUUGCAUCGAAUGUAUAAGCAGUCUUCUGCCACUACUUAGGAUUUAUUUGAGAACUUUUUCAUGAAACCAUUUACCACGGCUAUUGAAAAUGUAAGGUUUGAAAUAUGUUUACGUUUUAUUUGAAUUCAAACAUACAGAAUUUUUUACUUCUCACGGAGGUUAUUUGCUAACCAUCACACUAUAAGUACCUGGUGUCGGAUUUUCAGUAGCAGGUCUAGAUCGCGCAAAAUUCGGAUUUUAUCGAGUUUGAAGUUUUUUGUUAUUGUUGUCAUAGUGAUAUCGAUUUUACUAAAAACUGUAUUUUGGCAAACUUUAAUUCAUAGUCGAUCACUGGUGAAAGGUUUAUUGCGAUUGGACAAAGACAAAAUCACUUUUAAGGAGAUUGAAAAACAUCGGUAUAGAAUCCGAAAAACUGUAUCGAAAUACUUUAAAACGGUAUAAUAAGGUUUGGGCAUUUUACCGGGGAACGUCAUAAACAUGACUGGCUUUGAAUGUCCCUGCCGUAACGGAACAAGGCCACGCUAUGUUAUCAUAAGUUGUUGACCCCAGGAAGUUGAGUAUGUGCAGCAGUCGAUUUGAAUUUAAGCAAAGAAACACUGAAGAAACGCAUAUCAAAGUUAAAUUACCCGUGGUUUUCACUGAUAAACUUCGAGCUGAAAUGACCAUAAGAAUAAAUCUUCCGUUCGUGACUACCGUAGAGCUGCCUCAGUUACUAAUGGACAGACCCCUGUUCUUCAAAGGGUGCCUAUCUGAUGGAUAAAUCACUACUUCCUUAUCUACUGGAUAGUAAGUAUUCGGUGGAUAGUCACGUGCACCCAAGGAGAGUAUAGUUCAAAACCACUUAAACAUAGCAUUGUCAAACGUAUGUUAGUAUUUAAACGGUAGAUAUAGGCAUAUUCUUAUCCCCUAAAAAUUUUUCAACCUUUCGGAUUUCAGUUUAGCGAUCCGAAAAUUAUAGGGAUCAAAACUUACCUUUUCGAAAAUUUCAGCCAGAAAAAAGGCUCCCGAAAAUUCUAGGUGACCUUUUCAGGGUAAAAAUCCGUUAAAAUGGGCAAUUAUACCAUUUUUUAGAUGUUCGAAAAUCCUCGGAGACGCAGGCAAGCAAGCAAUUUUACAACAAAUGUUCCGAAAAUUCUAGAUCUCAAAUCGUCUUCCGAAAAGAUAUUUUCCGAAAAUUGACGUUGGGUGCCACUGGAUAGUGCUAGUACAUCCCUGAACUCUUAAACAACUGGGGUCUGGGUCGGCGGAGCAAGAAGCACGGGCUUGACUAAAAAGGUACUGUUUUCAAGUGGCUUGGGGUCGUAAAACACUAUCCUCAAUUACUACCUCGUCAUAAUGUGCAUUUUUUCGUCGUGUUUCGUCUUGCAGGACUCAAUAUUUGCAGGAGCAGUACACCAAGAAAAUAACCCAGGUUCCCCCUCGUGGUCCUCCUGGCUCUCCAGGAAUACCGGGUAGAGAUGGCUCCGAUGGACGAUCGGGAAUGGAUGGUCCUAUGGGCCACCCGGGUAGAGACGGACCGCAGGGUAAAGAUGGUCACCCCGGAUCGCCGGGUUCAGCUGGCCCCCCAGGUGUCAAUGGUCUUCCCGGUCUACAAGGACAAAAAGGUUUUAAAGGAGAAAAAGGAGAACCAGGCCAAAAAGGUUGUUUGUUAAAUCUUUACAUUAAUUUUUCAUCUUUGGAACUAAAUUAAAUUCUCUGUGAAAGCUGUAAUUGCAAUCUGUCUAAAGCAAUAUUCUCUCGCCCUUCUUUCUCUUCUUUUUUUUCGUGGUUUAAAGCUGUGAUUCGCCGGUAGAGAGCCACAAAUAAAUCCACUCACGAAAUAAUUAUGACGCUUUCUUUACCACUACCAUUAUUUUUUUAACCUCCCUGUGGGCAAGUUCUCCAUUCGCAAGAAAUCGCGAUAGUAAAAAGCUACACGCGCGUGAACCGCAAGAUUAGAGCAUGAGAUUCGGCUUCCGCUCCCGCGCAUCGCUUCGCUUCCUUCUUGCCAAGUUUCUCGCAGGAAAACCAAGCCUAAUCUUGUAUUGCGUUUUGCAAGCACACGGAGCAGUUUCUUAAUUUGGUCUUGCUUUUAUUCAGGUGACAGAGGACUAACCGGAUUAAAAGGAACCAGAGGAGUCGCUGGAAUACCGGGAGAGAAUGGUGAGCCCGGCAUCCCCGGUAGGGUAGGGAUCAAGGGAGAUAAAGGAGAAGCUGGUGAGACUACUUGCUAUGUCACGGAGAAGGGUCGGCGUUUGGAAAAACCUUGCCUUGAAGCUUCUGUUUACGACGAUUCAGCUGGGGCCCAAAACACAGGCGAUACAGGGGGUCUUACGUAUAUCCGGUGGGGAAGAACUGCAUGUCCUGUGGGAGAUGCCAAGAUAAUCUACUCAGGUAAGAUACUACUCUAUUCUGGGAGUCUAGAACCCAUAAAGCGCGGAAAAAUUAUCUCGUGCUUGCAACUUGCAAACAACGCGCAGUCUUGCUUCCGAUCCAUCAAAGAGGUUGACUGUCUUUUUUUAAGUCUCCGUACGGAUCAGGGGCACCCAACGAGAAUAUAGUUCAAAAGCACUUAAACAUAGCGUUGUUAAACGUAUUUUAGUAUUUAAACGUUAGAUAUUUGCAGAUUUUUAUCCCCUAAAGGUCUUUCGUCGUUCGGGUUUUCUAGUUAAAAGCCUAGUGAUCCGAAAAUUAUAGGGAUCAAAACUUACCUCAGUUCGAAAAUUUCAGCCGGAAAAAAGGCUCCCGAAAAUUCUAGGUGACUUUUUUAGGGUAAAAAUCCGUUAAAAAUGGGCAAUUAUACCAUUUUUUAGAUGUUCGAAAAUCCUAGGAGAGGCACCCAAGCAAGAAAUUUUGCAACAUGAACAAAUGCUCCGAAAAUUUUAGAUCUCAAAUCGUCUUCCGGACAGAUAUUUUCCGAAAAUUGACGUUGGGUGCCCCUGAUAUGACGCAUUCCCAAAGCGCGAAGCUUCUCGGGCAACUUCUCUAGGUAUUUAGUUGGAUUUGAUUUUUUAUAAAGUGCCAGUGCCAGUGCGACUUGAUGCACCUUUAUUGUCGGACAAUAUGAGCUACGGGCUGUCGGGAAUCGCCCCCGUAUUCAUAAAAAUCCACUACAAUUCACUUGAUGUAGUUUUAUUCAUAAUAACGAAUCCCAAAGUCACAGUUUUUGCAACACACUCACUCACAGAUAUUGUCGGCAUAACAACUUGGUUUAGAUAGCGUGAUCUUCUCCCCUCGUCUCCCUACAAUACACAUGAAACCUAACCUACAUUAUUAUAAAGUGAUUGACAUUUAGUAUUAUUUCCACGAUAUCAAUUAAGAAACCCAGACAUCUUAUCAGUUAUCACGGUUCACUUCGUGACUAUUCCUUGAACUUACCGGAGAUCAUGAGCUAAUUAUUUAUUUAGCAAUCAACGUUGUCAUCAACUUGAAAUAUAAUAGACUGCUUGCAGUCGGCUUUUUCUCUUAAAAUCCGUCUAGUUCUCAGCUAGCGCGAUAGCAAACCGCGACAUUAUGUUACAACUCGCGUGCUUGGAUUUCUCUUGCGGUAAUUUUUCAAAGAAAAAUAAUAAUAAAGCGAAAGGAUAAAAAUAUACUACGAAAUAUGUACACACACUAUUGGCCCACAAUUCCCAACAGGAUGAAAAAGUUGAUGGAUCGGCUAAUAUACUUCCAUUCCCCAAAAUAAAUGCUGUAAAGCAUAACAAGAUUAUUUUGUUCUCAAAAGGACAAGCUGCAGGUACACGUCACAAAAAGCCCCGCACUGGAGGAUCACCUUUCAUAUGUGUACCAAACCAACCCUGGUACUUCGGCCAGGUAGAUCCCAGUACUCCGCUUGCAAAUGUGACCCAGGUAAGCUCCGAAGUCUUGGCUCAAGAUACAACUAGGAGCACACUCCACGGAACCUACUUUUACCUUUCGUGCGUGCUAUGCUUAGUGCGCAAGCGCAGUGUUCAGAUCAUGUUGCCUGCUCGUAAGGAGUGCUACCGGGGAUGGCAUCGGGAGUAUGAUGGAUACCUGGCUGUGCAGACUAACUGGAAGGACCACAAGGACCUGAUCUGCGUGGAUCGUCAAUCCAGGGGGCUGUUACAAGAUGCUGAUUAUGUACGCGGGCUUUAUGCGAGUUGCGAGACGUUCUCUUGUCCACCAUACGUCGAAUCUGAAAGGCUCCCGUGCGUUGUGUGCACCAUGUGAACAGAAAACUGUUAGUACUUUCGCUUUUAUCCCGUGGAUGCAAAAGCGAGGACAUAGUUAAUUCAUUUAUGCACAGUAUCCUUAGACUGCAAAGCAGUCGCUCUUUUGCAUUGGCCGCGAAGGCGCGUAGUCGUCAAACGAAAGGUCGGGAACUAGCAAGUGAAAAAUAGACAGAUUCUCUCGCCCUUCCCUAGGCUCACACGCCUCGCACGCCAGUAUGCACGCUCUUAGGUUUCGUGCCUUACGACUGAGCUGCAAAAAAGUGACUGACUGUUUUGCAGUAUGGAUUAUCUAUAGCCUGAUAUGGUAAGCAGUAACAAAGUUUGAUUUUCUUUUUCGUUGUUAAGAGACCUGGAAAAGAUAAGUGACUUCGAGCCUUAGCGAAGUCUUUAGACUUUAUUCUUAAUCUCUGGCUCUGUCUUUCAGGUUUUGUAGCAGGAAGUUAGAGAGCUAAUAGUGCACGAGCGUGAGUGUUUAUUUUUCCGUUGUCCACCGUGACUAUUUUAACCCGUUUAUAUUCCUUAAAGGUUGCUCCAAAGCCUCGUGCGUACGCGUUUUUUUUAGAGAGAGUUACAUGCCCUCCUCCCCAUAUCGAAUAGGAGGGCGCAUACUACUGAAGACCCUGAAAAUGUCUGCGUGGAAAACUAGAGGUUAUAGAUAAUACAGUGGCACCCAACGUCAAUUUUCGGAAAAUAUCUGUUCGGAAGACGAUUUGAGAUCUAUAAUUUUCGGAACAUUUAUUGUAAAAUUUCUUGCUUGCCUUCCUCUCCUAGGAUUUUCGAACCUCUAAAAACUGGUAUAAUUGCCCAUUUUUAACGGAUUUUUACCUUAAAAAGGUUACCUAGAAUUUUCGGGAGCCUUUUUUUUGGCUGAAAUUUUCGAAAAGGUGAGUUUUGAUCCCUAUAAUUUUCGCAUAACUAGACUUUCAGCUAGGAAAUCCGAACAGAUGAAAAAUUUUUAGGGGAUAAAAAUAUGCCUAC
Messenger RNA from Porites lobata, 7890 nucleotides. The record is from the annotation of a GenBank genome assembly. Lineage: Eukaryota; Metazoa; Cnidaria; Anthozoa; Scleractinia; Poritidae.